Messenger RNA from Penicilliopsis zonata CBS 506.65, 932 nucleotides. RefSeq lists its product as hypothetical. The transcript is spliced from 3 exons. The record is from RefSeq and is a predicted model, not a curated record. The coding region runs from base 143 to 805 and encodes 220 amino acids. Lineage: Eukaryota; Fungi; Ascomycota; Eurotiomycetes; Eurotiales; Aspergillaceae.
CGAUUUGCAUCUAUUGGCAGUCAGCGCACCCAACGCGGCAUCAGGGCUCACGCCCUCCUGCACGCGCAUCACACAAUUACUCGCUCUUGGUGUGCCAACACAACCUGCAGGCGCUGCCCCUCUCUGCGUAGAGAACAGGAAAAUGCCCCACGUCCGUGUCAGAUGCUGGCCGGCUGCUCCUAAAAGCACGAGGAUCCCCCCCUCAACCUUCUUCUUUAGAAUAUUCUCCUUACCAUCGACCUACUCUCCCCCAAGUAUAUCAAGCAUUCCUAGCCUUCCUACUCUAUUAGGUAUUGCUUGUUCGUCAUCCCCAAGAUCCUGUCUUGCAACACAAAACUCAUCUUGCCCUGCACUACACACAACAUCCUCAACCCAUCACCAGGUUAUCCCAGCCCGUCAGCACCACUCGUCAGGCCUUUUCUGCUUCUUGCUUCUGCUGCUCUGUGCUUUGUUCUCUCUUCUGCUGUUGCUCUUCGACCCUGGCUUCAGUCACCCCAGAGCUUAUUCUACCACUGGAAUCCCAAUAUUCCGGACAGGAUCUGCAUUACUGGUCUCUAGUCGGGUCUUACAGCCACACUUCACAACAGGUAGUUCCCUUUUUUCGAUAUCUUGCUUUGCUUUGAUAUUUUUACCCCUGUCGUUUCCCCCUCAUACGAGCCUCGCACCGCCAAGUGUUUCUGGACCUGUACCGUCUUCUGUACUUCGACAACAAUCGCUGGACCCUACCACGCCCUCAAGGAUUCUCUGGAAUGUCUACUCCGUGGACACUGCCGUUUAUACUGGAUCACUCCGUGUCUAUCCUUGAUAGAUACGUGUUCUGAGAAUGAACUACUCCCUUCUGGAAUUUGAGUUCAUCUCGUUCAUGGCAACUGCUGUGUGACGGAUGACUUGAGUGUUGUUUUAUGUUGACACACUCCGAUACUAUGGCCCUC